This is a messenger RNA of Fusarium subglutinans, 657 nucleotides long. RefSeq lists its product as uncharacterized. The transcript has 4 exons. Bases 1 to 657 code for a protein of 218 amino acids. NCBI's taxonomy places the organism in Eukaryota, Fungi, Ascomycota, Sordariomycetes, Hypocreales, Nectriaceae. The record is from RefSeq and is a predicted model, not a curated record.
AUGUCGAUGCUACCUACCAUCGCGAAUGCCCUGGCAGAGUUUGUCUACGAUAAAAACAUCAAGUUUACCUCAUUCACUGCACCAGAUGAGGUUCCGUGCUUUCUGUGCCUCACGACCAUCCAUCGCGAUUCGCGUCUGCUCUGUGUCGCCAAAGACUCGGCGAAACCCACUUGUCUCUGCUGCCAGAACUCAAACAAGAAAUGCGGUUCUAUCCCUCGCGAGAUCCUCGGCGCCGCCCAAUUCUACUGGAAUCAUGUCCGUCGGCUCCAAACCCUCGCUGCCAACCCCGACGUCCUCGACAGCACGGAUGUCUGGCGCGUUUGUCUGCAAUCUGGCAUCACUUUCUCCCCUGAGGAAAUGCAGGCUAAAGUUGCGGCCUCGAUACCGUUGUACGCUCGCGAUGCCUCCAAGGCCGUGCGUCUGCGCAACGCGCUCCGUUGCCUUCCCGAUGCCGACAAGACCCCCUAUGGAUCCGACGAUGGGGAGCUUGAGGACUUGCCCCAGGAACUUAAAGAUACUCUCAUCGCCCAGAUGAAUGAAGCGCGUGCCAGUGGCUGCACCGCUCCCGUCUGCCCCCCUAAUGUUGCUGGAAUGGCACCCCUCAGCCGAGGGCCUUCCCAAGCCCUGUCGCGCAAGCGUAAGCGCAACGCCGCCUAG